Messenger RNA from Manis javanica (Malayan pangolin), 1399 nucleotides. The record is from RefSeq and is a predicted model, not a curated record. Lineage: Eukaryota; Metazoa; Chordata; Mammalia; Pholidota; Manidae.
AUGAUUGAUUCCGUCACCCACAUUGUGGCCGAAAACAACUCUGAUUCAGAUGUCCUAGAGUGGCUUCAGGCACAGAACAUAAAAGCCAGUGCACAGCUAGAGCUCCUCGAUGUCUGCUGGCUGAUAGAAUGUAUGGGAGCAGGAAAACCAGUGGAGGUGACAGGAAAACACCAGCUUGUUGUAAGAAAAGACAAUUCAGCUAAUGCCAACACAGAGCCCCAGAAGACUCCACUACUUGCUGUAAAAAAGAUCUCUCCAUAUGCGUGUCAGAGAAGAACCACUUUAAACAACUGUAACCAGAUCUUCACGGAUGCCCUUGAGGUACUGGCUGAAAAUUAUGAGUUUAGAGAAAAUGAAGGCUCUUAUCUGGCAUUUAUGAGAGCAGCUUCUGUACUUAAAUCUUUGCCAUUUACGAUCAUCAGUAUGAAGGACACAGAAGACAUUCCCUGCUUGGAAGACAAAGUGAAGUAUAUAAUAGAGGAAAUUAUUGAAGAUGGAGAAUGUUCUGAGGUUAAAGCUGUGUUAAAUGAUGAACGAUAUCAGUCUUUCAAACUCUUUACUUCUGUGUUUGGAGUGGGAUUGAAGACAGCUGAGAAAUGGUUCAGAAUGGGUUUCAGAACUCUGAGCAAAAUAAGGUCGGACAAAACCCUGAAGUUCACACAAAUGCAGAAAGCAGGCUUCCUCUAUUAUGAAGACCUUGUCAGCCAUGUGACCAGAGAAGAAGCAGAGGCAGUCAGCGUGCUGGUUAAAGAGGCUGUCUGGGCAUUUCUGCCUGAUGCCUUCGUCACCAUGACAGGAGGAUUCCGCAGGGGUAAGAAAACUGGGCAUGAUGUAGAUUUUUUAAUUACCAGCCCAGGAAUAACAGAAGAAGAAGAUCAACCAAUUUUGCUUAAAGUGAUAAAUUUAUGGGAAAGGAAGGGAUUGCUUUUGUACUAUGACCUUGUGGAGUCAACAUUUGAAAAACUCAAGUUGCCUAGCAGGAAGGUGGAUGCUUUAGACCAUUUUCAAAAAUGUUUUCUGAUUUUUAAACUGCACCAUCAGAGAGUGGACAGUGGCAAGGCCAGCCAGCAGGAAGGGAAGACCUGGAAGGCCAUCCGUGUGGACCUGGUCAUGUGCCCCUAUGAGCGCCGGGCCUUUGCCCUGCUGGGCUGGACCGGCUCCCGGCAGUUUGAGAGAGACCUCCGGUGUUACGCCACACAUGAGCGGAAGAUGGCGCUGGAUAACCAUGCUUUAUAUGACAAGACCAAGAGGAUGUUUCUCAAAGCAGAAAGUGAAGAAGAAAUUUUUGCACAUCUGGGAUUGGAUUACAUUGAACCAUGGGAAAGAAAUGCUUAGGAAAAUAGUUGUCAACUUAUUUUCUGUUUUUUUUUUCAAGUUAAAUAAAUUCUGCUUCAUGUUA